Messenger RNA from Drosophila miranda, 880 nucleotides. Its product is annotated as D-3-phosphoglycerate dehydrogenase-like. The transcript is spliced from 4 exons. Gene Ontology annotation, molecular function: NAD binding; phosphoglycerate dehydrogenase activity. The annotation marks the transcript as partial. The record is from RefSeq and is a predicted model, not a curated record. NCBI's taxonomy places the organism in Eukaryota, Metazoa, Arthropoda, Insecta, Diptera, Drosophilidae.
AACUCCGUCGCUUUCAGCACUCCGGGUGGCAAUUCUAUUUCUGCCUGUGAGCUGACGUGCAUCCUAAUUGGUGCCCUGGCCAGACCCGUCGUCCCCGCCGGGCAGAGCAUGAAGGAGGGUCGCUGGGACAGGAAGCUCUACAGCGGCACGGAGCUCUACGGCAAGACCCUGGCCGUCCUGGGCCUGGGCCGCAUCGGACGCGAGGUGGCCAUCCGCAUGAAGACGUGGGGCAUGAAGAUAAUUGGCUACGAUCCCAUCACCACGGAGGCGGAGGCCAAGGCUGUGGGGAUUCAGAAGCUCUCCCUGGAGGAGAUCUGGCCACUAGCCGACUAUAUAACGGUGCACACGCCUCUGAUUCCAGCCACCAGAAAUCUCAUCUCCACGGAGACUCUGGCCAAGUGCAAGAAGGGCGUCAAGGUCGUGAACGUGGCUCGGGGCGGCAUCAUAGAUGAGCAGGCCAUCAUCGACGCCCUUGAGAGUGGCCAAGUGGCCGGGGCCGCCUUCGACGUGUAUCCCGAGGAGCCGCCCAAGUCUGCGGUCACCAAGGCACUCAUCAGUCACCCGAAGGUGGUCGCCACGCCCCAUUUGGGAGCCAGCACAGCGGAGGCGCAAGUGCGUGUUGCCGUCGAGGUGGCAGAGCAGUUCAUCGCCCUCAAUGGCACAUCACCGAAGUACACGAGCACCGCGGGCGUUAUCAACAAGGAGGCCCUCGCCCAUUAUCAGUAGAGCGCGGACGGCCCCAAGGAGAAAUUCGAAUUAAUGCAUUCUCACAACAUUACAACGUUCUCUUGCCAGUUUUAUGAAGAGGAUUGGCAGCACUCAUUGUAAAUACAAAACAGGAAUAUGAAUAAACAUAGCAGAACUCUUAUUUCACCGCAAA